UGAUAGAAGCUGGAAAUAUUCUUGUACUACGUGACUUUGGGCCUAUCUAUUGGGCGUGAUGUAAUUAUAGGGCUCUAUAUACUGUAAGAGGCCCUGUAACACGCCUAAUUAGAAUACGUCUAGCUAUCGGGAACCUGCGUAAUAACAAAAAAAUUGCAAUCCCACCAAAUUUCUGUAGUCAUUGCUGGGUGUUGACUUGAGCGACUCAAUCACAACCGCGGUCGCUCGCGUGUCAUCUAUCUCAAUCAAGAUAUUUGAACCCAAGUGGAAUAUUUACAGUUACUUACGCACCUAGGUAUCUUUGACUAUUAUGAAUCGUCUUUGCCAAUCUUCCUUCGGAUAUUUAGAAGCAGUCAUUGGCUUCGUUUGCCAAGGGAAAACAGAAAAACGCACGCUAAUCAACUUCUACAGAAAUAAUCAGAAUGGGGAAUGGUGUGCUGGAGAGAUUAUCUCGAGAGAUCCCCAUUCAGGGGGCUCCAUCAUUCAAAAUUCCACUCAAAGGGUUCUAGGUCAACAACAUGGUGACUUUGAAGUUAUAGUUCUCGAGGAAAACGGACUUCUAAGACACUAUACACGCAACAAUACACUCCCCUUCACCGAAAGCGAGGAUACAUCGGAAGAGAACGGUACCUGGAAGCUUUCGGCUACGAUAAAUGAACAAGAACACAAAAUAUACGGGAAAGUGGUCGUUUUCGCUGCAGCUCCUAUUUAUCAAAGUAAUCUUCCCUCUGGAAACACGUACGAAGGAACUACUCUAGAGACGGCUGUACUUACCGACAAACGAGAAAUUCUACAUUAUCGUUGCCCUCAAUCCGAUCGAGACCCGAGGGGUAGAUGUUACCAGUGGAAGUUAUGCAUAAAAAUUACAGAUGGUGCUAUCGGGCCAGCUUGUCUAUAUCAAGACGCCGAGAAGCGUUUGAAGGCACUGAUACCAUUUCCUAAUGGAAUUAACGAAUUCUAUUUCACGGAUGAAGGAGAUUGGGACUGGGGAUGUCAUAUCCCCGAUUCUUAUGGCCCGGCAUGUAUCUACAGUCCCAACCCGAGUAAUCCAUCAGCUAUGGAUAUGAUUGUGGUAUCUGAGGACAAACUGUGUGUGAGGGCUAGAAGGGAAUAUGAAUAUGAUGAGGUUGAUCAGGGAUGGAGUAUAUCAUCUACUACCAACGACGAACUACCUUCCUCUCUAAAAAGAUUACCACGGGGUUCAUAUUUUCAACCAUUUCAAGGAAAUCCGAUGGCUGCAGUCUCACCAACUUUCCUGGCUCUCCGGCAUUCGCCAAAUACUGAGGCCAUUGUUUUUCAUCCUUGCAGAACCAAAGGUACAAAUGGUAGAUGGAUGAUAUUACAUUGGAGUUAUUUGACUACGGUAGAAGAAUGGAUGGUAUCUGGAGUCGCUGUAGACUACGUGAAAGGGAUCGUGAUGUGAUACAGAAUAUUGUCAGUUUAUCAUGGGUAUUCGGAAAAGGCUACAUCUUGUCAGUUGGUUGUCUUUAGUCACUUGGAGUUCAAAAGCCAUAGACCUGCAGACAAACUAAGAUUUAAUUCAUUAGGUGCAACGGUGA
Molecule: messenger RNA, 1559 nt
Organism: Hypoxylon trugodes
Lineage: Eukaryota; Fungi; Ascomycota; Sordariomycetes; Xylariales; Hypoxylaceae
Exons: 1
Coding region: 311-1423 (370 amino acids)
Source: RefSeq, a predicted model, not a curated record